Messenger RNA from Dissoconium aciculare CBS 342.82, 2750 nucleotides. RefSeq lists its product as uncharacterized. Gene Ontology annotation, cellular component: plasma membrane. The record is from RefSeq and is a predicted model, not a curated record. Lineage: Eukaryota; Fungi; Ascomycota; Dothideomycetes; Mycosphaerellales; Dissoconiaceae. Gene Ontology annotation, biological process: transmembrane transport. The coding region runs from base 356 to 2593 and encodes 745 amino acids. The transcript has 2 exons. Gene Ontology annotation, molecular function: transmembrane transporter activity.
CACACCACACAUAUGCACCCGUAGACAUGCACAUGCACAUGAUGGGCCGUGAAUUCUGCUCUAUAAGUUGCGCAUGACUGUGGUCUACACCUCAAAGCCUGGGAACUUAGACAGGUGGAUGACUGACGCUCUGCCCUGCGGACGGAGGCUUCCCAUCUCACUUCCUACCUAGGUACAGGGUGUUUAGAUCGAACCUUCGCUAUCGCUCACCUACGCCUCCUCCUCGCAGCACCUUUGUACUACACCAUCCUUACCUCCACAUCAACGACGAUAAGCAGUGCGCCAGGCCAAAGGUGGCAGCACGAUUGAUUCAGCCUGCUGCGUUGCUCUUUGUCGUAUUAUACUCUCGCCCAUCAUGUUCUCGGAAUAUGCAUCGCGUUUUCUUCAGCAGUCGAAUGCCCGCCUUCAAUUCCAAGAUGACCCACGCAAUUCUACCGCCUCUCGUAGCCAGCUCGAUCGCCGGCGGGCAUACGUGCAACGGCCGUCGAUGCCUGCCCAUACUUCACGCCAACCCUCCACAUCUUCACAGGCCCGAUUUCCGUUCGCCUCGCGGCUUUCGCGACAAGAUCCGCAGGCGCCGCUCUUCUACAGUGCCGCUGACGACUUCCAAGACGAAGAUGAGGGCGACGAACAUGAGCGCGAGGUGGCCGAUUUCUACGCACUGCAGAGAAGCCGGCAGCACUUUGGCCGCAGCAACUUGACGGAAAGCUCAGAGAUGGAGGAUACAGCCACUACGAAAGCUGACUCACAGCACUUCCCAGAGGGACAACAACACGAUCGGCGGUGGGAGGGAAGCAGACUGGAGGGCAAGGCGGCGUCAACUUCACCACGGUCAAACGCUAGCUCUAAAGGUCGGGGGAUGGUGGACGUUAACCUACACAGCGUUGUCGGAGACGACGAACCUCCAGCAUCUUUGGCAAAUCUCUCUCCCUCGAUAGACCCUGACGAGGCACCCGCACCCUUCCAGACAUUUCGCACCUCGAAGACGCCGCGAUCAAGCCAUUUUCUGCCCAGGGAGACUGAUGAGGAUACACAGAUGGCGCACCCUCGACCACCAUCACCUGAUCGUGAGAGUGCGCCCGCCACAGUCAUCCUGCCGUCGAUCGAGCAGCCUCUACACGACGGCUUUUGGGGCAACGUUUUCUUGAUAUCGGAGGCGGCUAUGUUUGCGGCAUUUGUGUUGAUAUGGUUUCACACGUCUACACCCCGGAGCGGUAGUCCGCUCGGCGAUACGGUCUAUAGCGCUUUGAGAGGCAGUAUGAGCAUGCUGCUCUGGGACACACUCAUUGCCAUUAUCGUGGCUCUUCUCUGGCUAUCGCUCUUGCGGAACUACGUGAGGGUUCUGGUCUUUGGAAUCCUCGUCGCGGUCCCCGUCAUAUUAGGAGCCUUCUCGCUCUACCCGCUCAUCAGCAGCUUCCAAGGCACAUACAAUGGUUCGUCAUUUCAAGAUCGUGCCAUGAGAUGGUUCUCGUUUGUGCCAGCUCUGAUGGCCGCAUUCUGGACAUGGAGCGUGAUUCAAAAUCGGCACAACCUUAAUCGAUCUAUAAACAUCCUCGAAUUCAGUACGAAAAUUCUUGCUGCCAGCCCAUAUUUGGUUGUCCUUGGCUUCGCGACUCUCGGUGUCGUUGUAUUAUUCUCGUGGAUCUGGAUGCUCAUGUUUGAGCGCAUCUUCCUGUCCGGCCACAUGACAACUUCGGGCGCUACACGCUUCAUUAUUGACGCCAACAGCUGGUGGCUUGGAGCUUACUUUAUUCUCCAGUACCUCUGGACCCUCGGCGUCAUCUCUGGUGUGCAACGAGCUACUACCGCCGCCGCCGUGAGCCAAUGGUAUUUCCAUCGAUUUGUCUCUCCACAGCCAACAAGCCGCGAAGUUGUGCGCGCAAGUUUCCAGCAUGCCACAACUGCGCUCUUUGGAACCGUCUGUCUGAGCACGUUCUUGAGUCUGCUAGUCCGUCUGCCACUCAUCAUCCUUCCCGGGCGUCUGAGCGGACUAUUGAACAUGUGUGCCUAUUGGAUUAUGCCUGCGUCCCUCGCCGUCCUCACCAAUCCCCUCACCCUCACCUACGCUGCCAUCCAUAGCCAAGGCCUCGGCAUUGCCGCCCGCGGCCUCAGCCAGCUCAGCUUUGUCAGCAAAUCAAACCCCAGCAAUACUCUUGGUGCCAGGAAUUUCCGUGUCUCGCCUGGCGGCGUUGAUCCGGCGAAUGCCUUGCUACCCUACCGUCUCGCCAAGUUGCUGCUUCAGGCUACCCGAUGGAUCAUGUCUCUUGCGCUCGGCUUUGGCGGCUGGGUACGUGCCGCUCGGAGUAUCGCCUACGAAGGUGCUCUGCCAGGUAUUAGAGGCAGUCUGUACGCGUACGUAGUGGGUCUACUCGCAGGAACAAUCGGCUUCGCGGUCUUGGGUGCGGUCGAGAACGUCGUUGGUGCCGUUGUGGAUGCCGCGGUCAUUUGCUGGGCCAGCGAGUCUGCAGGCGGGCAGGGUGAAGCACGGUUCUGCCGGGAAGCGGGCGAGCUUUUUGGUCAGGACGAUGCUCCCAAUAGGCGGGGCGGGCAGAGAGAUGAAGAGGAUGGGGAUAACUACGUCUUGCGGCGGUAAUUUAAGCCUUGCUUUGCAGUGACCGCUUUUGAAUACAGAUACACUAUCGCAGUUUGCUUCAAUCUGAUAUGUAUUGGUGAUCCUACGCUCGAUGGCGAUCGCUCAGCUGACGUGUUUGUGAGAGUGAUAUUGAAUGUCCCCAGAUUACCCUCUCAUU